Colletotrichum graminicola M1.001 is the source of this 5373-nucleotide messenger RNA. RefSeq lists its product as uncharacterized. The record is from RefSeq and is a predicted model, not a curated record. Bases 1 to 5373 code for a protein of 1790 amino acids. NCBI's taxonomy places the organism in Eukaryota, Fungi, Ascomycota, Sordariomycetes, Glomerellales, Glomerellaceae. The transcript is spliced from 2 exons.
AUGGGUGUUGACUCGAACAAGCCACCUCCACUUCCUGCCCCGACCGAGACCGAUUCCGUCACCCCCACCGAGCUGGCGACCGAUGUCUCCAGACCUGCUGACGAAGCUUCUCAUUACUCCCUCCCUGACGACGGCACUCCCGUUACCAUCAAAACCCGAGGCCACAGGGCCAGCCGUUCACAAACCUCGCUCCUCAUCGAGUAUUUUGAAGGUGGCAAGCCUGGCCCCUCCGGCACCAUCGACCGCAAGCCCAGCGUUCGCGUCCGUUUGACCCCGUCCAAGAAGAACCGCCACGACCACAUCCAGAUCACAGAGACCAACGGCAACACCCGCAAGGCUUCGCUGACCCGCCGUGUGCCUCUGCCGCCUCCGACAGGCUCGUCGCAUCUCGAGGUUGAAGACUUGGAGGGCGAGGACGCGGAAAGCAUGCGGUCUUACGCCUCCGCCACGGAGGAGUCCAAUGUUUCGAGGAACCCAAUAGACAUUGAAAUCGACCGCAGCGGACGGCGUCGUCGACCAGCGAGCCCGUUGAUCCCUGACGGCGAUGCUCAAUCUUCGUACCUGCCUCCCAACAUGUCCGACAUAUCAGCCAUCCCCCAGGACAGCUUCCUUGACGGCUCCGGCUCCACCGUUCUGACGAGAAACUCCGAGAGGCGCAGCAAGAGCUCGACUCGAGGUAACGAGCUGGCCGCUGGUGCCGUCGGCGCAAUGGCCGGUGCUGCGAUAGCUGAUCAGGCAAAGAGCAGUAGAAGCAAGAGGCAUAGUGGCGAAAGAAAAGCGUCCGGUGAAAGAUCCUCGAGAGACAAAGACCGCAAGCACCGUUCGAGUAAAAGUCGAACAAGUAGUGUCAGCGAGAAGCAGUCCGAAGGAACGCGGUCACCCCGCCGACGGUCGAGUCGGAGUCAUGUUGACUCGGUUGUGUCUGGGGCAGAUUCCAGUCUUCUAUCAUCCAGCAUUUCUCCCAGUCACCGCUCCUACGAUCAGAGCUCCGUCCGCUCUGGCGCUUCCAAAUCGUCCAUCAACAACCCGAAACUACUAGAGACUGUGGAAGAUGCAAUUCGCCGGCUGAUUCUGCCGGAACUAAGCGCCCUAAAGAGGGAGCAGAGCAAGCGCGAAAGCCGCCGAAGCUCCCUUACAUCCACCGGCACAGGGACAUCCCUUUCUCGUGAGGAUCUCGGAGUUGAUCGACGCAGAUCUGCCGACAAACGCAAUGAGUCCGGCCGCGACAGCCGACACCGAGAGCGCAGGGACCGGGAGGCCCGCCAUGAUUAUGUCGACUCUCCCCGAAGCAUUGCCGGCGAAUCGGUAGAAGAAUCCUCCAUCAUAUCCGUUGAUGAUACACCGCGGCGGAGUGAUGGCGCUCUCAAAGCCGCCGUUGGCGGUGCAGCGGCCGCUGGUCUCGGGGCCGCCGCCUUGAAUGCAGCAUCGCCAUCCUCGGAGGAGCCAAGGCAGCGUAGGCGCCGGCGUGUCGACAACUCAGCCAGGAGCAGGAGCGUCGGCCGUGAGAAGUACGACGAGGAGUUUCACGAAGAACAGCCACCUGCGCCUCCGAUGCCAUUGAUGAGUGAAAUUAACCCCUCCGAAAUCACGAGAACCUCGAUUCUUUCGGCCGAGACCGAUCGACCCCAUUCUGCCAUGGAGGAGAGAGCCUCGGUUCAGGAGGUUGCCCGGGGCAACGCCUCCAUGGGCUCAUCACCAACACCAACCCAAACGCCCGCGUUGGAUAUGCCACUGACGCUCGGCACAAAGCACGCCAAUAUUUCUCAUGGUGACCUGAGGGAACUUUCUCGCUCAAGGACUGGAGAUUUCGUAGAUCAGCGCGAAGCGGACGAAUUCAGCCAAAGCCCCUCUCAGCAAAUUCGCGAUGAGUACGACGACGACUAUGACGAGCAAAGCCGCAUUACGGAGAGCGAAGGCGACUAUGCCGACUCCCACAACGGAUUCGACUACUACAACACUCAAGAUGUGCCCCCACCGCUAAAGUAUGUUCCGUACCAACCCGAACGGCGCGGCCUGAGUCCCAUCUACAGUGUUUCCGGAUACACAGAGGCAGGAAGCGAGACAGCCGCGCAGCGCGACUCCAGACUUUCUCACGGAACCGCUUCGCCCACGAAGUCGCAGGCGUCUCACACUGAUCUGAGAGCCCUCUCGCCCGCUUCGGCGCCAAGCAAUGUCGUUAGCCGCGGUUUCGACGAACAAUCUAUUGAUGACCGCAGCAUCAAGAGCGGCCAAGACUACCGAAACAGCCAGUACACAGAGGGCAGCGAGAUUGGUGCUUCCACUGGUCAGGCUGUCCGGGGCAUCGCUGCCAACCCCAACAUCAUCCAUGUGCCCCACGGAGUAGAGUCCAAUGUGGCUUCUCUUGUGGAUGGAUCUAUGCUUGAUCAGUCCGUUCUCACUACCGGAUCUGGUUACGAUUAUAGGGACUCGCAGGCCUCGUACGGCUACGACUCCAAUCUUUCGUAUGGUCCGGACUCCCGCGUGUCCUAUGGCAAAGACUCGAACGUUUCGUAUGACGACCAGUCCAAGAUGCAGCCUCGAUCCCGAGAUGUCAGCCCCGAAAAGCGCUCUGUUGCCGACCAGCGUGAGUUCUUUGAGCAGCGUGAGCGCGAGAGCAGCCGAACGCCCACCUCAAGCCGCCAGAGCCACCGUUCGAGGGAGUUUGCUGGAGAAUACGAACUCGAUGAGUACGGUAGGAAGGUUGCUCCCGCUAGGUACAGAAACUCUCCCUCUACGUCAACAACCAGACAUUCCCCGACUGCUUCGGAGAAGGCCAUUGCCGCAGGGGCUGUAGGCGCUGCCGCAGCUGCCCUCAAGGCCGCCAAGGACAAGACAAAGCAGCCAACAGUGGAGGAGGUCGAUGAGGAACACGAGGAAUGGGCCCCUGAAGGUGUCUCGAGAAACAAAUCGUUCAAGCAGCGAACAAUGGAGGGUCGCGAGCCCGCAAACACCCCGGCUCACAGCAUCGACCGCCUUGACUAUGAGGAGCAUCCCAAGAUGGGUGCCAGUGCCAUGCCCACCUUUGAUGACCCGAUGCCCGAGGUUGGAUACGUGGACGAUGAUGUCUUGACAAACCCGUCUCUGGUUCGCGAGCCGCUCGGCGGCAGCGACCACGACGAUCGUGGUCAUUGGCCGGGCGAUAUUACUCCUCGCCAAGGUACCCCUCGCCAGAGCGACUAUGGCAAUCACCAAGAACACGACACAGAGAGGCACAACGGCCACGGUUACGGUAUGCUCGCCGCUGGCGCCGCCGCCGGUGCUGCAGGUGAUGCAGCCAUGUCACAUAGCCGACAAGCAAGCGGAGACCAUGAAGAUGAGUGGCGUCGCACGUCGGCUGAGCGAAAGCGGGAUACUGUCAUCACAAACCCUUAUGACGGUGCGAGCCCGGUCGCUCACCCAGAUCUUCUCGACGGCAGAGGAUUCGAGGACUAUGGUGCUCCAUAUCACAUGGGUAGUCCUGCUGGACACAAGAACUUCGACGAGGGUUACAUCUCUCAGGGCCCUAUACACUCGCCCAACAUGCAGCCCGCUGGCAAGGCUCUCAUGCCUUUCCACGACCCAACUGCUGAGGAUCCCUUUUACGUUGCUCAGCAUACUCGACACUUGAGUGGUUUGUCUCAAGGCAUGGAGUCUCCUUUCUACGACGCAGCCACUGGCAACGGUAUUGACAGAAUCGAGUCCAAGGAUAUCAUCGCUCUGAUGCAGCAUCUUAUGGUCCGUGACGCUCAGCGAAGUGCCCGCGACACGGAGAUCCUCGUCACGCUCGUCCGUUCUGCGGCUGAGAUGCGUAAUUCUUUCGAUGAUCUCAAAAAGCUUCUCGCCAAUACCGAAGACGUCAUCAUUAAGGAGGUGCAGGAAAACACCGACGAAACGGUCAAGAACGCGGUCAACAACUCUCGCGCUUACCCCGGCAGCCUUCCCCGCUCUGUCAAGGGGUACAGCGGCGCCUCGCAGAAUAGCACUCUAGAUGAGACUGCUAAGAAGAGCAACUUCUUCCGCAAGGCGCUCAAGGGUCUCAGCACCAAGGGUACCAACGACCUCAGUCGGAUCGAGGACAUGCUCAUGCAGCUGCUUGGUGAAGUCGACACACUCAAGGCGCAGACCAUGCGACCCGGCAUGGCCAGCGGGCGACCCUCUUACGAGAACCUCACUCCGGAAAUGCAGUACGAUCAAGACCGGGGCUACGAGCCCGAGGGUCAGGCCGGCACCUCCACCACGAGCCACGGUAGCCAAUCCGGCAUGUCGUCUUUCGCCCAAUCUCGCGGACCCUCCAAGCUGGCGUACGAGUCCAACCGCAUCAGCACAGUCCACGAGGAUAACGAAGAGGACUACAACUCUCAAGACCAGUAUCACAAUCCGCAGGGCCUUCUCACACCUAGCCGUGAGUUCCAGCGUGGCGGAUCGGUUCCUCUCGGCACUCCUCCCCAGCCCCAGGCCGCUCAGAAUGCCUCGUUAAGCAACGACAACACCCCCAAGACGGACAAGGGCAAGAAGCACAAGAGAGGCUCCUCGAGCUGGUUCCCCAAGAUUUCUCGGUGGUCUGAGUCAACGGCCACGAGCGUAAGCAAGGCCUUCCGUGGCAGCGGCUCUAGCAAGAAGGAACAGGAUGAAGAGUUCCUGCAACAUCCUCCGUCCCGGUCCGGAUCGGACCUUCGCUAUGACGACCGCUAUCAAAACGACUACGGCAGUGACCAGUUGCACUCUGGCUUCUCCCAGCAGGACCUCGCUGCCCCUAAACCGCCUCAUCUGGAGAACGUGCCUCCCGCUCCCUACAUGACUCCGGAGGACCCCAAGUACAAGGCACACCGCAACUCAGUCAACCUUCAACACCCUCAACCUCGUCAAGGACAGACUGAGCGAUUCAAGGCGGCGCUUGAGAGCCAAGCGUACGAGUACGACACGCCUAUGUCCCCCAGGUCUGCAGACUGGGCCGGUUCGGCUACCAGCCUCCAUCGCUUCCCCCCGAACGGCAACAGCUACAGCAAUGGGUCUGGCGCGACAGGGGGUGACUACCCCAGCCCGCCGUCCGCCGGCCCCCCGCGACCUCCCAAAGAACCGAUAGAAGAAAGGUCACACACACCUGCCAAGAAGCGCAUCUCCAACUUGGCUUUGAAGUCAAGCCCUCUGCCGUACAAUAGCGUAGAGAGUGGUUACGGCACCGGCCCCGGCACCCAUGCGACUAGCAACUACACCGACAGUCCUAAGCUGGAGAACCGCAACCUCACCGGAGCCCGUGGCAUGCCGGCCCGUCGGCCUAGUGGGCCCCGGGCAAUGACCCCAAGGAGUGCGGAAGAAGAGGCCGCCAGGGAAGAGCGACGCCGCAAGAGAGACACGUUCGGCACAGUCGCCAGUAACGAGACCGACACCUUUUAG